Symbiodinium sp. CCMP2592 is the source of this 2580-nucleotide messenger RNA. The record is from the annotation of a GenBank genome assembly. Lineage: Eukaryota; Dinophyceae; Suessiales; Symbiodiniaceae.
AUGGCUACGCAGAGCUGCUACCGCACCGACACCGCGCAGACGAAUGCCGGACAGCGUCUCGCCCGACAGAAUGCCAAGUCGGCCGGCAGCACCGACAGCCGGGACACCAGCAAGACCACGCCCAACAAGCCGAAACUACCGGCUGUCAUGUGGAGCUUGAUCUUAGACUUCGCAGGGACCAAGCACCGGCUCAUCAUCAGACACAACGACAAAGAUGAUCCCGAAGCAUUGCUUCAAACGCAACUCUUGACGCGAGCGCUGCAAGAAGCUGGCCUCAUACAUCGUUGGAGAGUUACGAUGCAAUGUCAGCUCCGUCGAUGCAUCCAUUGGUUCCAGCUGGAAAGCAGAAGAUGGAGUCUGUCAUGCACCAACUCGUUGCUAGCCACUCAGAAAGCCAUAGGCAACCAGCUUCGUGAGAUGACAUUGCCCAACGAGAGUAACGCCUUUCCGAACUGGCACGACAAGCAGAUCAAGCCCAUUCGAUCAGAAUACCUAGAAAUGGAAGCAGAGUUCCAAAUCGUGUUGACCGGAGCAGAUUUCCACCGCCUGACGUGGAGAUGGAUCGUCCAGAGGGCCAUUCCAAGCCUGAAGUCACCCGUCAUCCGGCAGCGACAAGCAACGGCCAUGGCUUCCCCCAAGGCAAAGCGCUUGAAGAACGACGGCGACCACGAAAGAAAGAAGCACAUCACCCCAAGCUCUUCAGACAGGAUCACCCUGGAAAACCAGGGUUUGGGCAAACGCCUGCCGCCAAAAUUGCUCCGGCUCGACACGAGAGCAACGGAAUUUCCGCUUCGACCUGCAGAACUUCCGGCAUACCUUCCGGAAGAGUUCAUUGCGGAUCGAUUGCGAGAAGUGAAUGGCCAUGCUCGGGAUCGAGAUCUCUCCUUUUGCGCCAAGGAGCACGUUUACUUUUGGAAAGGGCACAGAAUCGAAACGUCCGUGACCCAAAUGGUUCAUUCGUUCACAGAGCCCUUCUGCGAAAAUCGAGUGAUCCAAGCCAUGAUGCAAGGAUCGCGCUGGCCUCGCCCGGGCUACUUGAAACCCUUGUCAACCAACGAGCUCUCCAAGAUCCUGCAACACGCCCCCGGCACCGAACCCAUCCGAACAGAGCUGGCGAGCGAGAACCUGCAAGACGAAGCCGAUGUGUGCGGGCUACUACAAGCGCUGAGGCAAGAUUCAACCGACCGGAAUCAAAAGCAACGGCAGGUCCUGGAGGACACGUUGCGGACCGUGUGUAUGUCGGAGUCCGAAAUCUGCAGCAAAUGGGAGACAGCAAGAAACACUGGCGCACGGGAAGGAACUUGGAUGCACGCUCAGUUCGAAUGCUUGCUAAACGGAGGUUCGGUGCCCUCCCAAACACCCGAAAUCGCGCUCUUUCUGCGAUUCCUACGCCGCCACCCGGAUAUGGUCGCAUACCGGACGGAAUGGCGAGUCUGCGCAGACAGAGAAGACAUUGCUGGCAGCAUCGACUUCGUCGCAGAGCUCCAGGACGGAAGCAAGAUGUUGGUAGAUUGGAAGCGCACACGCAGCAUGAGCAAGAAGAGUGAAGCCUUCGGCAAAUUCCUACGUCCACCCUUGAAUUCCGUGCCCGACUGCGCCCUGUGGCAUUACCGCUUGCAGCUCAAUGUUUACCGCUACAUCGUCCAAGAGUACUACGGCCAAGUCGUGUCUUUCAUGUACAUAGUAGGCACGCACCCUGACAACGGCGACGAGCCCUGGGUCGAGAACGUACCGGUUCUGCACCACGAAACCCAAGCAAUGCUCCUUGCCUGCGCCGCCAAAAAGAAAAAGCCGCCGCCUGUUGAAGAUUCAGCAUCGCAAAAACGCAGUCCUACAGCAUGCCGCGUCGAGCUCGGACCACAGAAGCCAGAGCCGUAUUGGAACAAGCGAUCAGGCAUGCCAUGGCAAAAUCGCUGCAACACGAUCGUGCCGCUGCUGCCUCCCUAUCUCGAAAAGGCAGACCUGAUACCGCUCCUCCAGAUGGAUUCGAGAACGAGGGACGGAAGCGCCAAGAUCGUUCCCCGCAUACGGCGCAUCAUCCACGAGCUGCGCUUCGCACUGCGACCCCUGGUGGACGGUCGACUGCGCCUUCCCGGCUUGGCCAACCCAUACAAACUUCGCGUUCGAGCAUCGCGGCCACACGAAAACUUUUGGAAGGACAUGGAUAGCCAUCCCCAAGCUUCCACGAUGGGGACGCAAGAAGCCGCCAGAAACUGGUUGGAACAGGCCGGACUCGGCAGCUUGAAUCCCGCCGAAGCCGUGCUGGUGAUCAACGCCUGGCCGAAAGCAACUCGAGCGGCGGGAAUGCUGGUCAGCGACUUCUUGACGGCUUCGCGAGCCCGGUUCUAUUACAUGCCGUCCGCAGAGAUCAACGACGGAGCCCGCCUCAUUAUCAUCUUCCGGAUAGAAGGAUUCGAAGGAUCCAUCGAGACGAGCAACCCGCCGAGAUCCAAUUAUGUGAUCGGGAGCGCUUGCAACUGCGAGAUAACAGAUAGCAGAGUCGCUGCGAGAGCCGAGGCGAACUUCCAGCGCGCGCCCGCCGGCCCGCAUAGCACAGGACGCAGCGCAGAAGCAAAAUAG